AUGGAAUUAUCAACCGAAGAAAGUCUUCACGAAGCCGUUAGAUCCGGUGACAAGAAUAAGGUUUUUAGAAUUUUGCAAAAGUCAUGCAUAAACGAUUGGGAUCAGAGUUUAAGAACACCUCUACAUAUGGUUUACGAUCACGUCAGUGAAACUGAUCCUACUCCAGCUGAUGACAGACUCCCGAUGAUGAAAUUACUCGUUGAUUACGGAGCUGAUGUCAAUGCUCAAGAUGGACUUAUGUUUAAGUCGGCACUGCAUAUGGCAAUUGAAGAAAAGCAGAUAGGAGGAUUAGACUAUCUACUAAUGAAUGGAGCUAAUCCAAACAUUGCAGACUUAUACCAAUGUACGGCACUGCAUUACGCAGCUAGGAAGGGUUGCGAAAAAAUGUUAAAACUUUUGCUAAACCACAAAGCCAUUUCCAUUAACGUUGUUAGUAAAGCCGACAUGACGCCGCUAGAUACCGCUAUUAAUGAACAACAUGUUGAUGUCGCGAAGGAACUCGUGGGUUUUGGUGCAAAGAGCCCUCACUACUUAUUCAACAGUGAAAGUCGCAGGCAUAUAAGACCAGACUGGUACAUACCAUUUCUCGAGUAUUUACUGGAAAACGGAGCCAAAAUAGACAGCCACGGCACAUUUUCAUUUGACGCUCUGAUGUAUGGAUUGGUGUUUGACAGACAGUCGAUGGGAAAAAACAACAUUGUUUUCAACCUACUGCACUAUAAAGGCAUUGAUAUUCAUAACGGCGUGGACGGUUUGGAUUUGCAUGAAGCUGUUCGUACACGCGACAUAACUAAAGUUAAAGCUGUUCUUCGGAAAGGAGCGGAUGUCAAUGAAAAAAAUAAAUUUAACGAGACACCGUUGCAUGUAAUAUUGAAACAACGUAACUGGACAAUAGAGUGUCACGAAAUAGCUCGUCUGCUCAUUGAGCGUGGUAGUGAUUUACGUGCAUUUGACUACAUGGACAGUACACCAUUUUUCUUAGCUGUGAGAAGACAAGAUUUGAUGAUAGUGAAUUUGAUGCUGAAAAAACUGAGUAGAGGUAAAGUUCAUAAAAGACAUGACGUAUAUUCCACAUCAAUUCCUAAGUUACAUCCUCGUUAUGACAAAACCGAACCAAAGCUCGAUGAGCUUAUUGUUGCCACUACUUUGGGUUAUGAGGAAGUUGUCGAUCGUUUGCUAGAGAUAGAUUACAUCAAAGAGGCGAGCAAACUUUGUUGUUACGAUGUCAAUCGAGUCCUACGCAAAGCUGUCAGACAUCAGCGCUACGACAUCCUAAAAUUACUUCUUGAGGCUGGACUUCGAAACGACAGGCGUUUUACCGGUAAAGUACCUUAUUAUUUUUCAACACUUUUCACCUACUAUAACAAGAUUGGACUGAAGAUGGCAUACUUGUACUGGGAAUAUGGAGACAACACAGCUAUUAACCAUGCGAUAAUUAAAGUUUGCCGUGACAUCGUUGAAGACUCGCGUAAUGUUAAUCAAUUUAUGUACGUGGUGACCUUUUUUUAUUCAAUUUCAAUAAGCUUGAAUAAAUUACACGUGGAUUUGAUUCCAACAAAGGGUUUUUUGAAGAAAAAUAAUGUCAUGUCGGAGAUUCUGUCCAACUGCAAGAAGGAUUUAAAUAAGUUAAAAAAUGUCAAAACGAGUGAUAUGUCCCACUAUGACAUCAUUACAAUGCCAUUUGAGGCUUUCGUAAAAGCGUUAGACAAACGCCGGCUGAAUGCUUGCAGAAAAUUGCUUUUAUCGUUUAAAAAUAAGGAUAAAAUCAAGUACUAUGAGUAUGUUAUAGAAAAUCGCAUUAAUCUGGCCAUAGAAAAGAAAAUGGCACUGAUCACGGCAAAAGAUUGUUUGAACAAGGCUCUUGAAGGCACAUUAAAAAAAACUAAUAUGGAAAGUCUGCCAGAUAAGAUUGCAUGGAAUAUUCUUUCUCACCUCAAUAUGAGAGAGUUAAAAAUAAUACGUAAACGUUGGUCUAAAAAUGUAUUUGUUAAGCCUAAGUCUGAUCUACUGGACCAUAGUAAUCCAGAAGUUAUAUUUUAA
Copidosoma floridanum is the source of this 2040-nucleotide messenger RNA. RefSeq lists its product as uncharacterized. Gene Ontology annotation, molecular function: protein binding. The record is from RefSeq and is a predicted model, not a curated record. Gene Ontology annotation, cellular component: cytoplasm. NCBI's taxonomy places the organism in Eukaryota, Metazoa, Arthropoda, Insecta, Hymenoptera, Encyrtidae.